AUGAAAAAAAAUAAUGAAAAAAACAACAUAUUUACAGAAUUUGAUAUACAAAUGUGCACCGAUAUUGAUUUUCUACCACAUAUAAUGGCUAUAACAGAAAAAGAAUUUAUAUUACCCAAUGAAUAUGAUCGUAGAAGUAGUUCAACACCAUCGAUAACAUCAUCAUCAUCUUCUUCAACCACAACAACCACAACAACUACAACAACAAAUUCAACAUCAUGGAUUGAACGAAAAUUAUUUAGUCAUUUUAAACGUUUAUUUCGACGAAAUACAUUUUCUUCGACAACUAAUUCUUGUCAGUCCAGUCGUCGACCAUCAUGUACUAUUGAACAAACUAUUGAAUCAUCAUUCGAUGAACAAUCUGAACAAACAAACGAAGAAGAAGAAGAACAAAAACAAGAAGAAAAUACAAAUCAUGGGAAUCUUCCUUCUUCUUCUUCUUCUUCUUCAUCAUCAUCGUCGUCUUCACCUCUAACUCUCACUCUUCCUAUAGGUUCAAAUCCGACUAGUGAACAAGCACAAUUAGAAACGAAUGAUUCAAAAUCUAUUGAUUUACUAUAUGAUUAUAAUCGUCUUCUUGCACGUUGUCUCGAACGACAAAAACAUGAUUUAAGUGAAAUGAUAUCACGUUGUCAAACGCCUAUUACAAUUCCACGUGCUGAUUUAAUUGUUGGUCAUUCACGUUCAAUACUUGUUAAUUGGAAAUCUUAUACACGUUUAUUUCGUGCAUUAAAUCGUGAUCCACAAUUAUUUCAACAAUAUAUUAAUCAGUAUUAUGCUUGUCAAUCAUCAAUAAAUCAACGUGAACAAUUAACAUUUAAUGUUCGAACAACAAAAACAACAUUUGAUAAUGUAUUAAAAUUAUUUCUUAAUGAAUAUGUUACUUGUUUAGCAUGUCAAAAAGCAGAAACUCAUUUAAUUAAAUCAACUGGUUUAUGGCGAAUAGAAUGUCAAUUAUGUGGCAGUCAACGUUCAGUUAAACGUCUUAAAUGGAAACUUUAA
Molecule: messenger RNA, 1002 nt
Organism: Rotaria sordida
Lineage: Eukaryota; Metazoa; Rotifera; Eurotatoria; Philodinida; Philodinidae
Source: the annotation of a GenBank genome assembly